Messenger RNA from Naumovozyma castellii, 342 nucleotides. RefSeq names its product Mgp12p (gene MGP12). Lineage: Eukaryota; Fungi; Ascomycota; Saccharomycetes; Saccharomycetales; Saccharomycetaceae. The transcript has a single exon. The record is from RefSeq and is a predicted model, not a curated record. The coding region runs from base 1 to 342 and encodes 113 amino acids.
AUGAUGAAUAGACUACUCUUGCGUCCCUUUUCCAAAAAUGCGAGAUUACUAGCAUUAUCUGAUGUACAACUGACACUCUUCUCGAAGCCUAAUUGUGGACUUUGCGAGGAGGCAAAGGAAAACCUGCAAGAACUUCUCGAUGAUGAGAAGCUGAAAUCGGCCCAUAUUAAGUUGAAAGAGGUUAAUAUCAAUGAGUUGCAGAACCAAAAGUGGUGGAAGGCAUAUUGUUUCGAUAUUCCUGUCCUUCAUAUAGAAAAUACCGCAAAUAAGGAUUUAAUAGAAAAGGUCUUCCAUCGCAUGGAUGAGGAGGAAAUAUUGGGUAAAAUCAACAAGGUAAAGUGA